AUGGCGUCCGCCGCCGACCUCGACGGACUUGUGCUCCUUCGCCAAUCCAUCUCCUCCAACGCGCCCUUCAUCCCCACCGCAUCAGCUGAUGCUUCUGCGACCGAAGUUCAUCUAUCUCAGGCGACGCACUUGCGAUUCCCCGAUCGAGAUGUCGCCGUCCCUAUCGAUAACCCGACGCGCUUUGUGUCGCAAGACAAGCCCGUAGAUCUGCGCAGUAUCUACUUUGCUUGGCUGAACCGCGAGGUCGCUAUCCCUGAAUACAAUGCUUCUUCUACAAAGCUCAACGAGGAACUUGCUGCGGCUGGUGGCUCGGGGAAGGUCCAGAACUUGGGUUUCAUUGAGCGUCUGGAUUUGAUUACCUGGCUUGAGGGCGCUAGCGAGGAGAGCGAGUAUAUCAAGCCUUUGCCUAGCGACAAAGAUGCGGCGGCUGCUGGCGCGACAGCAGCUGCGAAGACGGGCGCAGUGACCUCGAUUGCUCAGUCGCGAUCUGGUCGUGGUACUAUGGACCCGAGACUGGCUGGUAUCUACAAUAGCGAACGGAAGAUGGGCGAUCGCAACACCGUUUUAAGGGGCAUCAAACCUACGGACUUCUCCCAUGUUCGCAAACUUGCUGCGCCUUUCAUCCAGAAGAAAUACCAGCCUAGCUCCAGCAUCCCUACUAACCCAUCCCUCGCCCUCAACCAAAAACCUCCUACAAGACGGCCAGACCCUAUCAUUCUCCUAUCUCCUUCUGCUUCUUCUUUGCUUCGCCUAUCAAACGCUCGAUCGUUCCUCGAGGACGGCAAGUUUGUGCCUACUGAUGCAGGCAGUGCGUUAAGCAACAUGCUUCAUGUGCAGCGUAUCAUCCCCUCCAUUGAUCCCAACCGUCCAAUGCGUUUCAUUCUUGUAGAGGGUCCUGAAGCGUUCAAGCCCGAGUACUGGAACAGAAUCGUGGCGGUUCUGACCACUGGCCAGACUUGGCAGUUCAAGAACUACAAGUGGAGUGACCCCAACGAGCUCUUCAAGCACACACUGGGCAUCUAUGUCGGUUGGCGAGGAGAGUCAGCUCCGGAUAAUAUCCGCAACUGGGGUCACCGCGUUCUGUCUACAGGCAUUGACCGAUGGCGAGGAGAGGGCCACGAUGCUUCGCGAUUCCGUGAUAAGGAGAUCGUGGAACAGAUCUGGCGGGCUAUUGAAGAGAACAUGCGGUACAGGGGUUGGAGAAAGGACAGGGCUCCCUCAUCGAUAUAG
Fusarium redolens is the source of this 1230-nucleotide messenger RNA. RefSeq names its product RNA pol II accessory factor, Cdc73 family-domain-containing protein. The transcript is spliced from 2 exons. Bases 1 to 1230 code for a protein of 409 amino acids. Gene Ontology annotation, biological process: positive regulation of transcription elongation by RNA polymerase II; transcription elongation by RNA polymerase II. The record is from RefSeq and is a predicted model, not a curated record. NCBI's taxonomy places the organism in Eukaryota, Fungi, Ascomycota, Sordariomycetes, Hypocreales, Nectriaceae. Gene Ontology annotation, cellular component: Cdc73/Paf1 complex. Gene Ontology annotation, molecular function: RNA polymerase II complex binding.